Messenger RNA from Grus americana (Whooping crane), 3491 nucleotides. It is a transcript of the gene GLIS2, whose product is annotated as GLIS family zinc finger 2. Gene Ontology annotation, molecular function: DNA-binding transcription factor activity, RNA polymerase II-specific; RNA polymerase II cis-regulatory region sequence-specific DNA binding. The coding region runs from base 403 to 1980 and encodes 525 amino acids. The transcript is spliced from 6 exons. Gene Ontology annotation, biological process: smoothened signaling pathway; regulation of transcription by RNA polymerase II. Gene Ontology annotation, cellular component: nucleus. Lineage: Eukaryota; Metazoa; Chordata; Aves; Gruiformes; Gruidae. The record is from RefSeq and is a predicted model, not a curated record.
UGGUGUCCCCGCGUGUCCGUGCGCGUCCCCCCCACAGGGCGGGGCUCCCCCCUCGGUGGGGUGCGUGUGCGUGUGUCCCCGCGCCGUGCCCCCCGGUGCCCCCCGCGGCGGGGAGGGGCCGGCCCCGGCCCCCGCCCAGCUCCCGCCCGCAGCCGGGGCCGGGCCGGUCGGUGCGGGGCGGCCAUAAAUCACGGCGGGCAGAGCCCCCGCCCCGCCGCCGCCCUCCGCCGCCGCCGCCCGGGGGACCGGGGAGGGGGGGGCAGAGCCCCGCCGCCGCCCCCGCCCCCAGCCCCUGCAGAUGUGGCGGAGCGGCCCGGCGGCCCGGCAGCGGGGGGGCCCGCUCCGCCAAGCCCCGCUCCCCGCCCGGCGCUGAGCCCCCGCCGCAGCGCCCACCCUGGCACCAUGCAUUCGCUGGAGGAGCCGCUGGAUCUCAAGCUGAGCAUCUCCAAGCUGAGAACUGCCCGGGAGAAGCGGGGUCCCCCCGGUCCCAGACCCCGUGGUCCCCAGCGCUCGGAUGCCCCGCCGGCCGGGGAUGGCCGUGGAGGGAGCCGGGGGGGUCGCCGGGCAGUGCCGGCCUCGCCGUCCCCCGGUCUCCUGGCACACUCCAGGCUGGUGGAGCCACGGGAUGGGCACUUUGCCGCCAUGCCGGUGGUGGACCUCAGCCUCUCGCCCCGCUCCGGUGGGGAGUCCCCGGCCGGCAGCGCCUCGCUCUCUCCUGAGCGCCAGGGCAGCGGGGACCUGCCUGGCCCCCUCACCCCCCACGAUUUCCAGUCCCUGCGCUACAUCGACGGCCUUCCCAGCUCCUUCCAGUUCUUCCUGCCGCUGGGGGCGGGGGGGGCCCUGCACCUGCCCCCCGCCGCCUUCCUGCCCCCCAGCAAGGAGAAACGCCUCCCCCCCGAGCUGCCCCUGCCCAAGCAGCUCGUCUGCCGCUGGUCCAAGUGCAACCAGUUCUUCGACCUCCUGCAAGACCUGGUGGACCACGUCAAUGACUUCCACGUCAAACCCGAGAAGGACGCGGGGUACUGCUGCCACUGGGAGGGCUGCGCCCGCCACGGCAGGGGCUUCAACGCCAGGUACAAGAUGCUGAUCCACAUCCGGACGCACACCAACGAGAAGCCACAUCGUUGCCCCACCUGCAACAAGAGCUUCUCCCGCCUGGAGAACCUGAAAAUCCACAACCGCUCGCACACAGGUGAGAAGCCCUACAUCUGCCCCUACGAAGGCUGCAACAAGCGUUACUCCAACUCCAGCGACCGCUUCAAGCACACCCGCACCCACUACGUGGAGAAGCCCUACUCCUGCAAGAUGCCGGGCUGCCACAAGCGCUACACCGACCCCAGCUCCCUCCGCAAGCACAUCAAAGCCCACGGCCAUUUCGUCUCCCCCGAGCACCCGGAGAUGCUGAAGGUUCACCCGCCUCCCAAAACGCCCCUGGGUUCGGCAGAGGUGCCCUACGUUAACGGGGCACAGCUCGUGAUCCCCAACCCUGCCGCCCUCUUCGCUCCCCCGGGGCUGCCGGCGUUGCCCAUCCCUUUGGCGCCGGCACCGCUCGACCUCAGCGCCUUGGGUUGCGGUGCUGCCGGCGCCCUGCCCGCCCUGCCGGGCCCCGUCCUGCCCCUCAACGGCGGCCCCUUGAACUUGGCCAAGAGCCCGCUGCUGCCCUCGCCCUUCACGGCGGGGCUGGGGCUGCCCGUCAUGUCGCUGCUGGCCGGCGGGGCCAAGGCCGAGGGGGAGAAGGGCAGCGGGGCUGAGGGGCGGCCGCCCAAGGCGGCCAAAGGGCCGGAGAGCCGGAAGGAGAGGUGCGAAAGGACGGAGCCGGGGCGGCCGCGGGUGCCCCCCGAGAGCCUGGCGCUGCUGCCGGGGGCCGUGCUCGACCUCUCGGCCGGCGUCAGCUCGGGGGGCAGCCCCGAGGCGCUGCCGCCCGGCUGGGUGCUCAUCCCCCCCGGCUCCCUGCUGCUCAAACCCGCCGCUGUCAAUUGAGGGGGGGUGGGGGUCCGACGAUGCCCGGGGCCGGCUGCCGGCCCGGCGGGCAGAUCCUGCUCCCCAGGGGUGGGGGGGGGCAUCGCCCCCUCCUCCUCACCACAGCCCCCCCCAGCCCCGGCGGGGCCUCACUCGCGCUUUUAACCGUCACGAAAGAAGAACGGACUCUUCUGAGAAAAGCAAUAAUCCCUCAGCGGCCGGAGCUGGCCGCAACCCUGUGCCGGGGGCAGCCAUGGGGGUAUGGGGGGGGGGGGUCCCCAUGCUCCCCCCGCGUUUGGGCAGCCGGAGAUGCCGCUAUUUAUUUCUCGACCAGCCCCCUGCUCCGACGGGGCCCCGGUUGGGCUCAUCUGCUGCCGCCGACUCGGCAUCUCCCUGCCCGAGGCCUCGGCAUCGCCGGUGCCAGCGUGAGGGGGCCGCAGCCCCCAGCCCCCCACUGUGGGGACAGCGGGGUGACAGCUCAGGGACCGACUGCUCCCCCAGCCCCGAGCUGUACCUGGCCGUGCCAUCCCACCCCACCCAGCCAGCGCGGCCGCGGGCAACGCCGUAGCCACGGCCCCUCGGCGCGGUCCCUGCCGUGCCAGGCCCAGCUGGCUGGGCACACACCGGCCCGGCGCCUGCCCGCAUCCCUCCUGCUCUGCGGCCGCCCUCGACCCCUCGCCGCCUCCCCGGCCCUCCCCGUGACAAGGCACACGGCCGCGUGUGCCGCUCACCGCGCCGGCUCCGCGCCGGGGCAGAGCCACCCUGUUUAGCUACGUUCAUACCUAACCACGUACCGCGAGCGCAUGCGGGCAGCGGGCAGCGCGGGCAGGACUCCAGGUGCCGGCAGAGCUGCUGCCGGUUUCGCCUUGGCACCGGCUGGCGGGGCACCCGCUCCUCGGGACGUGCCGGCCCCUCCCACAGCGAGGUUCCCCGGUGAGGCCCCCCCCAGGGCCAUGGGGCAGCGUUGGGGUGGGCGGGAUUCUGCCGCGGUGCCAGGAGCGGGCAGCGUGCCCGGCCGGAGCCCAGAGCCUCCCCCGGCGCACACGGGGGGGGGUCCCACGUACCUCCCACUGCCAGGCAGGCCCCCCCACCCACGGCUUUCUCCGAAAGACGGUGGGGGUGUCUCCCCGACCCUGCUGGAAGGAGCCCCCGGCCACGCGCGCCCCACGGGGAGCCGGUCUCCCUGCCCUCACCCUCCUGGGGCCGGGGCGCGGCGGCCACCCGGCACUGCCACAGCCCCAGCAUGGCCGCGGGCCAUCGACCAGGCCGCCCCGGCCGGUGUACGGUGUACGUUUCCUCGCUCCUUCGUCGGUUUGUUGUUGCACAUUCCAGGACAUCAGUAUUUUAACGGUCUCGAAGUGCCUUUCUAUCGUAGUUUCUGGGUUGUUUUUGUUUUCCUCCUGUUGGGCUCCAUCGCUGUUAGCAUAGCGUUUAAGGACUGCAGAAGUAAGAGAUAAGCUAACGACUAUAACACUAUAUUCCUCCGGGGAGAGGAAGUUUAUUAAGAAAACAAUAAAGUGAAGUUGAAGUAA